AGAUUUUCUUCCUGGAUGUUUCUUCAACUGUCUUGUGAUGGAAGGGGAAAUAUUUUUGAAGUUAUAAUGGAUUUUACGUGUCAUCAUAACCAAAACUGGCCUAAUAGCAGCAUUUCUGUUUGAAGAGAAUAAGCGUAAUUACAAACAACCAUGACAACUUCUCAUAUGAAUGGACAUAUUGCAGAAGAUUCUGACAGUGAAGCAAAAAAUGUGGAUCUUGCAUCUCCUGAGGAACCUCAGAAACACAGAGAAAUGGCUGUUGAUUGCCCUGGGGAUUUGGGCUCCAGGAUGAUGCCCAUGCGGCGGAGCGCUCAACUUGAGCGAAUCCGUCAGCAGCAGGAGGACAUGAGGCGCCGAAGGGAAGAAGAGGGAAAGAAACAAGAACUGGACCUUACUGCUUCCAUGAGGCUAAAAAAACUAGCACAAAUCCCUCCUAAAACUGGAAUUGAUAACCCGAUAUUUGACACAGAAGAAGGAAUUGUUUUGGAGAGUCCUCAUUACACUGUGAAAACACUAGAAGUGGAAGAACUGCUAACUUCCCUUAAGCAUAUCCAGCACAUUUUGGUAGACCCUCAGAGCCAAGAGGAUAUCUCUCUCAUUUUACAGCUUGUUCAAAAUACUGAUUUUCAGAAUGCAUUUAAGAUACACAAUGCUGUUACAGUGCACAUGAACAAAGCCAGCCCUCCGUAUCCUCUCAUCUCCAACGCACAAGAACUAGUGCAAGAGGUACAGAGUGUUUUGAAGCCCAGUCACCACAAGGAUGGGCAGGAGCUUAAUGCUUUGCUGAACGCCCCUCAUAUGCAGGCACUUUUACUGGCUCAUGACAAGGUGGCGGAACAAGAAAUGCAGCCAGAGCCUGUGACAGAUGAAAAAAUUUAUGAGAACAUUGGCGUGUACGGAGGGGAAACAGUUAAAAUAGUUCGCAUUGAGAAAGCUCGGGAUAUUCCGUUGGGUGCUACUGUUCGCAAUGAAAUGGAUUCUGUUAUCAUUAGUCGAAUAGUGAAAGGAGGGGCCGCAGAGAAGAGUGGGCUGUUACAUGAAGGGGACGAAGUUCUGGAGAUUAAUGGCAUUGAGAUUCGUGGAAAAGAUGUUAAUGAAGUUUUUGACUUGUUGGUGAGUUGGACACUUUUUAUUUUCCCUGCAAAAAAUACUCAUUUCAUAAGAUGGAAGUCU
Molecule: messenger RNA, 1173 nt
Organism: Eurypyga helias (sunbittern)
Lineage: Eukaryota; Metazoa; Chordata; Aves; Eurypygiformes; Eurypygidae
Product: MAGUK p55 subfamily member 5-like
Exons: 5
Biological process (GO): establishment or maintenance of polarity of embryonic epithelium; morphogenesis of an epithelial sheet; protein localization to plasma membrane
Cellular component (GO): plasma membrane; adherens junction
Molecular function (GO): protein binding
Source: RefSeq, a predicted model, not a curated record